GCGACGAUCCUGGCCAUUGCAGCUUCAACCGAGGAUCCCGAAAUGGGGUCGGCAUCAAGUGCCGCCUUGACAGCCUUGCAGAAACACGCCGCUGUAGGCUCCGCGGAGAUCACCUCGGCUCCGGGUGCGCCAGAGCUGAGCAUCGUCGUCCAAUUCCGAGCCGGCGGUGACGGACAGCGAGAGCGCGUGUUGCGAGAGAUGAUCUUCAGCCUGGAGGACUUAGGCCUGGACAACGUCCGCGUCGCGCAAGCGGCUUCUCAGUCGCCCUUGCAGCGAGCGCAGGCGCGAAGGGCCUCGGAAGCCGUUGGCUGGCGCCGCUCGUUCCUGGGAGCCUUUGUGCUCACUUUGCCCAUCGUGCUCUUGAUGUGGGUGGUCGCCCCCAUGCCGGCUCUGAAACCCUAUUUGAUGCUGAAUGGCAUCGACAUCGCUGGUAUUGCAAUGUUCCUGUUGGCCACGCCCGUGCAGUUCGUCAGCGGUGGGGUUUUCUACCGGGAGACCUUCGAGGGCCUCAAGCACCGAAAGCUUGGCAUGUCCGCGAUGGUGGCUCUGGGCACAACAGCCGCUUACCUGUCCUCCUGUGCCCAGUUGCUCUGCAAGCUGCUCGCAAAGGAGGCAGCGGUCAUGAGCCUGGACUUUGACACCUCUUCCUUGCUCAUUGCCUUUGUGCUCCUGGGGAAGUGGCUGGAGUGCCGAGCGAAGGGCAGCACUGGUGACGCCAUCACCGCGUUGCUGUCUCUGCAGCCGCAGACUGCCCUCCUGGUACGGGAGGAUGGUUCCGGUCGCGAACGAUAUGUCGAUGCCAAGCUCCUCGUCAAGGGCGACCUUGUCCGAGUGCUUCCGGGAUCGAAGGCAGCAGAACACCGGUUUUAG
Symbiodinium sp. CCMP2456 is the source of this 870-nucleotide messenger RNA. The record is from the annotation of a GenBank genome assembly. Lineage: Eukaryota; Dinophyceae; Suessiales; Symbiodiniaceae.